Closterium sp. Naga37s-1 is the source of this 3945-nucleotide messenger RNA. The record is from the annotation of a GenBank genome assembly. Lineage: Eukaryota; Viridiplantae; Streptophyta; Zygnematophyceae; Desmidiales; Closteriaceae.
AUGAGUCCGGGCUUGCCGCUUGCUGAUCCGCACGUUGGCGGCGGCGGCGGCAGUGGCUGCGGUGCGGCUGCUUCGUCUGGAGGUGCCGCGGUUCGCGCCGCGAUUCCCGGCGCAAUUUCUGGCGUAGGAAACGGCGGUUUGGGUGCGGAAGCAGCCGCUCUGGAGCAGCACGACGGGAGUCAAGCAGCGGCUGCGGCGGCUGCUGCUGCGGCUGCUGCCGCUGCGGCGGCGGCGGCGGCUGGGGGAUGGAUGUUGCUCCCUUCAGCGGGUUCUCUUCAUAAUCACCCCGCGUUACUAUCACCUGCUGCAGCGUCCGUGCAGCACAAUCACUUACUCGCCUUGUUAAAGUCAAUCGCAGGAAUCCCUGGACUCUCGCCUGUCGGUGCAUCUCAACCGUCCAUCUCCCUAUCGCACGGUCACUUGCCGUUCCCAUCCCCUUACGCUGGUAACGCCGCGGCGUUAAUUCCGUUUCUACCUCCCGGCGCUCAUCAUCCAAUAAGCAACCUCCACAUCAGCGGCGGCGCGCAAGGGUUGAAUCACAGCGCUUUAGGUAACCCACUAUUUGCGUCGUUAGGAGGCUCCAGCGCUUCGACCGCAUCUGGACAGGCUUUAAUUCCCAUGCAAGCCCCUGUCAUGCCCACACAUCCCGGUUUCCCGAGCAACGGUUUUGUCUCGUCUCACUUCGACCCUGCUGCCGCCGCCGCCGCCGCCGCAGCCGCCGCUGCCGCCGCCGCUGCAGCAGCGACAUACCCGCAACCAGUUUCCGCGUCGCUCCCCGUCGCAGGUGCCGUUUCCGCCGCCGCCGCUAACGGCGCAGGCGGUUUAAUCCCUUCUGCGGCCAUCGCCGCCCCCGCCACCGCCGCGUCCGCCGCCGCCGCCGCCGCAGCCGCAGCCGCAGCCGCGGCGGCGGGACGGCUUAGUGCCGUGAAGGAUCCGUUAGGGUAUGCGGCUAUGCUUAGGUCUCGGGGGAAAGUUAACGAAGCGCUCGCGAUAUACGAGGCGAUUAUAGCGGAGAGAAUAGGAGCAGCUGUGACUAUGACGAGGGGAAAUGGAACGGGCAGCGGAGCGGGGACAUUAGGAGGGGCCGCGAGCGCGGGGGAAGGGGGAGCGGGAGCGGGCGGGGGAGGGGCGGGCGGGGCCGCGGCCGCCGCGACGGCGGAGGCGCUAGUGGGUAAGGGGCAGUGUUUGCAGGCGCAGGGGAAGCUUAGCGCGGCGUUUGAGGCGUACGUGUCCGCGUUACAGCUGAAUCCGACACACGCUGUAGCGUUGACGCAGUGCGGAGUGCUGUACAAAGAGGAGGGGCACUUGCUAGAGGCUAUAGAGGCGUACAGAAAGGCGCUAGAGGCGGAUCCGGGGUGCAAGGAGGCACAGGAGCAGCUGGCAGUGGUGCUCACAGACCUGGGCACGCGCCUCAAGCUGGGGGGGUCCGUGCAGGAGGGCAUAGCGAAAUAUUAUGAGGCUAUUGCUGCCGACCAGAGAUACGCGCCGGCAUACUACAACCUAGGGGUGGUGUAUUCAGAGAUGGGGCAGUACGAGGCGGCUCUGCAGUUCUAUGACAAGGCAGUGACGCUCAGGCCGCUCUAUGCAGAGGCGCAUUGCAACAUGGGCGUGAUCUAUAAGAACUGCGGCGAUUUACACUCGGCUAUCGCCUGUUAUGAGCGGUGUUUGGCAGUGGCGCCUAAUUUCACCAUCGCGCGCAACAACAUGGCUAUCGCUCUCACUGACCUGGGAACCAAGGUGAAGCUAGAGGGCGACAUAUCAGCGGGCGUGGCGCACUACAAGCGGGCGCUGCUGUUCAACUCUCAUUACGCCGAUGCCAUGUACAACCUGGGGGUGGCUUACGGGGAGAUGCUCAAGUUCGACAUGGCAGUGGUGAUGUACGAGUUGGCCCUACACUUUAAUCCGCAAUGCGCCGAGGCGUGCAACAACCUGGGGGUGAUAUACAAGGACCGUGAUAAUCUAGACAAGGCGGUGGAGUGCUACCAGAAGGCGCUGCGCAUCAAACCCUCCUUCUCCCAGUCGCUCAACAACCUGGGGGUUGUUUACACCGUGCAGGGCAAGAUGGACCUAGCACUCAACAUGAUUCAAGCCGCCAUUCUCGCCAACCCCGCAUAUGCAGAGGCAUACAACAACCUGGGUGUGUUGCACAGGGACGCGGGCAACAUCCCAGCAGCCAUAGAGGCGUACCAGCAGUGCCUUGCCAUCGAUCCCGACUCUAGAAAUGCCGGGCAGAACCGUCUACUAGCAAUGAACUAUAUUCACGAUGGGCUGGACGACUCACUGUUCGCUGCUCACCGGGACUGGGGCGAGCGCUUCUCGCGCCUCUUCCCGCGCUUCUCCUCGUGGCCCAACUCGUGCCGGCCGGACCGGAGGUUGGUGGUGGGGUACAUAUCGCCUGACUACUUCACGCACUCCGUCUCCUACUUCAUUGAAGCCCCCUUGACUUACCAUGACCCGAAUGUGGUCAAAGUGGUGGUUUACUCUGCUGUGGUGAAGGCGGACGGCAAGACGAGUCGGUUCAAGGAAGCAGUGCAGAGCAAGGGCGGGGUGUGGCGGGACAUAUUCGGGGUGGACGAGCGGCGCGUGGCAGCCAUGGUGCGGGAGGACGGCGUGGACAUUCUCGUGGAGCUGACAGGGCACACGGCCAACAACCGGCUGGGCGUGAUGGCAUUCAAGGCAGCGCCCAUCCAGGCCACGUGGAUUGGGUAUCCGAAUACGACGGGGCUGCGAGCGAUUGACUACCGGCUGACUGACGCCUUGGCUGAUCCCCCCAGCAGCAGCCAGAGGCAUGUAGAGGAGUUGGUGCGCCUUCCAGGAUGCUUCCUCUGCUACACCCCAUCAUCUGAAGCAGGGCCGGUGUCCCCCUCGCCUGCGGUGGCCAAUGGCUUUGUGACGUUUGGCAGCUUCAACAACCUUGCCAAGAUCACCCCAGCAGUGGUGCGUCUGUGGGCCCGAAUCCUCCUAGCAGUCCCUGGUUCCCGCCUGAUGCUCAAGUGCAAGCCAUUCACAUGCGCGUCCAUCAGCCAGCAGCUCAUGGCUCAGCUCGAGUCCCACGGCAUCUCCCCUCUGCGCGUCGACUUGCUGCCGCUCGUGCUGCUGAAUCACGAGCACAUGCAGAGCUACGCCGUGAUGGAUAUCAGCCUCGACUCGUUCCCCUAUGCCGGCACCACCACCACAUGCGAGUCUCUCUUCAUGGGUGUACCGUGCGUUACCAUGGCCGGGAGAGUACAUGCCAAUAACGUUGGCGUGUCGCUGCUUACAAACAUGGGCCUGCCGAAUCUGGUGGCUCGGAACGAGGACGAGUACGUGGCCAUAGCAACGCAGCUAGCCUCGGACAUCCCGCAGCUGGCAUCGCUUCGAGCCUCCAUGCGUCCGCGCAUGCUCGCAUCGCGCCUCUGUGCUGGUGCUGCGGGUGCUGGUGCUGCUGGUGCUAAUCUGGCUGCUGAUGGUGGUUCUGGUGGUGUGGUGGAGGGAGGAGUGGGUGGGAGUCGGGGUGAAGGAAACCAAAGCAGAGGAGGAGGGAGGGCAAGCAAGAAGAAGCAAGGAGAAGCAGGGGUGGUGGGGGCAGCAGGCGCAGGGGAGCUGGGAAAACGAGAAAAAUCACCCGCAGGAGCAGGCGCAGGCGGAGCGGGAGGAGCGGGAGGAGCAGGAGGAGGAGGGGGAGGAGGGGGGUGCACGCGAACAGCAGAGGGGGUAUCUGAGGCGGUGGCAACUGUGGGGUCUAGGGAAGCUCCAGUGGAGGACAGCCGAGGGGGAGGCAGCAGCAGCAGGCGGGGGGAGGGUGGAACUGGCGGAGGGUCGACAUCAGAAGCCGUAGCAGCAGCUGAGGGUGCUUCAGGUGCUGCUGGCACAGACUCUUUGAGUGCUGGCCUCAGGUGGGAAGGGCAGGAGUGGUGGGAGGGCAGGAGUGGUGGGAGGGCAGGAGUGGUGGGUGCUGUGCUGUGA